CAUUGACCUCCCCCCGGAUUCACCUCUACUGCGAAGCCAUGAUUCGGUCUCUUCGGCGCGUCCAGCAGUUUAACUGCAACCUCCUGACUUUACAAAGAGUCAGCGUCAACUCCAAACUCCUCUUGUGCACGUCCAGGAUGGCCAGCUCAGAGUACAGGAUCGAGCGGGACACGUUUGGUGAGCUCAAGGUCCCAGUUGACAAGUACUACGGUGCUCAGACUGUCAGAUCCACCAUGAACUUCAAGAUAGGGGGUCCAAGUGAGAGAAUGCCAAUCCAAGUGAUCAAGGCCUUUGGUAUCCUGAAGAGAGCGGCUGCUGAGGUGAACAAGGAGUUCGGCCUGGACCCAAAGAUCGCAAAUGCAAUCAUCCAGGCUGCAGAUGAGGUUUCAGCUGGUAAACUGGAUGAUCAUUUCCCUCUGGUGGUGUGGCAGACUGGAUCUGGGACUCAGAGCAACAUGAACGUCAAUGAGGUGAUCAGCAACAGAGCUAUUGAGAUCAUGGGGGGCAAACUAGGCUCCAAGGAUCCCGUCCACCCCAAUGAUCAUGUCAACAAGAGUCAGAGCUCCAAUGACACCUUCCCCACUGCCAUGCACAUUGCUGCAGCCACAGAGGUCCACCACGUCCUGCUGCCUGGCCUGCAGACGCUGCACGACGCCCUGGCUGCCAAGGCUGAAGAGUUCAAAGACAUCAUCAAGAUUGGACGCACACAUACUCAGGAUGCGGUUCCUCUGUCGCUGGGACAGGAGUUCGGCGGCUACGUCCAGCAAGUGAAGUACAGCAUUGAGAGAGUGAAGGCCGCCAUGCCCAGGGUGUAUGAGCUGGCGGCAGGAGGCACAGCAGUAGGGACUGGACUCAACACCCGCAUUGGCUUCGCUGAGAAAGUCGCCUCCACUGUCUCUUCUCUCACAGGCCUGCCGUUCGUCACCGCUCCCAACAAGUUCGAAGCUCUGGCGGCCCAUGAUGCUCUGGUGGAGCUGAGUGGAGCUCUGAACACAGUGGCUGUCAGCAUGAUGAAGAUCGCCAAUGACAUCCGCUUCCUGGGGUCAGGACCUCGCUCAGGCCUCGGAGAGCUCAUCUUACCCGAGAACGAACCGGGAAGCAGCAUCAUGCCAGGGAAGGUGAACCCCACCCAGUGCGAGGCCAUGACCAUGGUCGCAGCCCAGGUGAUGGGCAACCACGUCGCAGUCACCAUCGGAGGCAGCAACGGACACUUCGAGCUCAACGUCUUCAAACCCAUGAUGAUCAAGAACGUGCUGAACUCGGCUCGGCUGCUCGGCGACGCGUCCGUCUCCUUCACCAACAACUGCGUGGUGGGCAUCCAGGCCAACACGGAGAGGAUCAACAAGCUCAUGAACGAGUCUCUCAUGUUGGUCACCGCGCUCAACGAACACAUCGGUUACGACAAGGCAGCCACUAUCGCCAAGACGGCUCACAAGAAGGGGUCCACGCUGAAGGCCGUGGCCGUGGAGCUGGGAUACCUGACGGAGGAGCAGUUUGACCAGUGGGUGAAGCCGAGUGAAAUGCUGGGGCCAAAGUGAACUCUGACAACAUGACAAGUACUACAAGACAAAGAAGAUACACUUUCUAGUGUGGGAAAAGACAGUUUCCAAUUAAAUCAAAGAGACUGAACUGAACAAGCAAAACAUUCUCUGAACCCUGAACAUCUCGUCUCAUUUUAAAAAUUUUGGGAAUCCUUUGCUGUUGUUCGAUACAGCUUCUAUUUUGCAUACUAUCAGUGUUAAACGUACACUGUAACACACUUCUUGACCAGGGUUUGUCACACAACACCUGUAUGUCUUACGUCAUACUGUCACUCCACGUCACAACUAUGUUUUACCAUCAAUACAACUUUUUAUGGGAGUUAAAUGUGUGAAUUUGUUUCCCAACUUGUUGGUUUUGGUAUUUAAAGUCUUAAAGACUCCUCAGCUAUCAGUUGGUACCUUCAGGGUAGCUCACAUGUUCACACUGCCGUCCCAAAUGAUCUAACAGGAACUACUCUGCUCUGUAUGCUCUGGUUUACAGUAUAUGUGCCAUCUGUGCAACAUGUAUUCAUUAAAAUACAAGUAUAUUCUG
Molecule: messenger RNA, 2073 nt
Organism: Epinephelus moara (kelp grouper)
Lineage: Eukaryota; Metazoa; Chordata; Actinopteri; Perciformes; Serranidae
Gene: fh
Product: fumarate hydratase
Exons: 1
Coding region: 39-1538 (499 amino acids)
Biological process (GO): tricarboxylic acid cycle; fumarate metabolic process; malate metabolic process
Cellular component (GO): mitochondrion; tricarboxylic acid cycle heteromeric enzyme complex
Molecular function (GO): fumarate hydratase activity
Source: RefSeq, a predicted model, not a curated record